This is a messenger RNA of Rhopalosiphum maidis (corn leaf aphid), 1022 nucleotides long. Its product is annotated as platelet-activating factor acetylhydrolase IB subunit beta homolog. Gene Ontology annotation, molecular function: phosphatidylcholine lysophospholipase A1 activity. The record is from RefSeq and is a predicted model, not a curated record. Lineage: Eukaryota; Metazoa; Arthropoda; Insecta; Hemiptera; Aphididae. The coding region runs from base 167 to 868 and encodes 233 amino acids. The transcript has 5 exons.
AAACGAUAGGUAUGAUAGCAAGCUACUAUUGUUCAAUAUAAAUUAUUAUAAAAGUAUUACACAUCUAUUCUGUGAAAAAUUACAGUAUAUCACUAUAUUAUACUGAUUUAUUCAGUUGGAAUAUGGUAUCAUAUUUUUUUUCAGUUCUGUAAAAUUUUAUAAAAUUAUGAAUCCAUGUGUUGUCCCAACGAUUCCAUUUGAUAAUGACAAGGAAUGGAAAUUACAACACAAACGUUAUGUGGCUGAAGCCAAAGCUCAAAACCCAGAUGUAAUUUUAAUUGGUGCUUCUAUUAUUCAAUUAAUCCAAUGUUAUCCUAUAUGGAAUGACAAAUUUGUACCUUUAAAUAGUUUAAAUUUUGGAAUUUGUGGUGAUAGAACUCAAGAUGUUCUAUGGAGAGUACAAAAUGGCAUUCUUGAUCACAUAAAACCUAAAGUUUGUAUUCUUAAUGUUGGAUCAAAUAACGUUGAUAAUACGCCAAUUCAAAUUUCAGAAGGUAUAUUGGCUAUUGUUGGUGAAAUUCAAUCAAAACUUCCCGAUUGUUACAUUAUAAUCAUUGGAAUAUUACCACGUGGUCCUUAUAUGAAUCCAUUGAGAAUUUUGGGAACUCAAGUAAAUGAAAUUAUUGGUGAAAAAGUGAAAAGUAUAAGAAAAGUUGAAUUAUUCAAUCCUCAUUUGCUACAACCAGAUGGCACAUUGAGUCCAGAAGACGCAAUGGAUUAUCUUCAUCCAACUGAAAUAGGUUAUCGUAAAAUAUUCAAUCCAAUUUUUGAGCGUCUUAAAAAAAUUCUUAAGAAGUAUUGGAGAUUGGAGACCAUAGUACACCCACAUAAAGAUGGUUUAACUCAAAAACUAAAAGUAUCUAUGUAGUAUGUAAUAAACUAUAAACUAAGAAAGGACAAAAGAUUUUAAUUUAUAUUUUUGGUAUAUAAUUUUGUUUAAAUUUUUAUUAUGCGGGGUGUCCUGUGAGGAUUUAUCCAUUGCAAUAUCUCCUGAAAUAAUAGAGAUAUCAUAAUUCUGGUCU